CCUUCCUGCAUUGUGUUAAAGUUGAGUUUUUAUUACUUGGGAUUUAAUUAUUUACACACUGUACAAGUUUAUUUACCUUUGGUUUUCAAAUUAUUUUCAAUUCCUUUGGCGCCGUCCUAGAUAUAGAGACGGAUUUUAUAACAUUUGUAUUCUGUAUUUAAAUAUCGCGGAUUAAAAUCGUAUUCUAGUAAUAUCAAUAACAUAUUUUAUUUAUAGUUAAGAAAAUCAUGAAUGAUAUAGCUUAUCUUUUAGAUUAAAUAUCACAAAAUCGGACAUUGUUUUCGCACAUAUGUUCAGACUUUGACCCAGUGAGAAGCUUAGUGCAUAAAGUAGAACGAAAACUGAAAAUGGUGACGUUAAAUAAUAAAGGCGUAACAGAUGAUCAGCUCAAGGAGUUGUUCCCAGAUUUGCCAGCAGGUCCAUUGGAUGUGUAUAGGAAGAAAGCGACAUUCGACUGGCGUCGUAUGAAACUUGUUUACGAUAACUUAUCGACAAUGAAGAUGAAAAAUGACAUAUGGAAUUACAUGCUUGAGAACCCUCUCUUCCGGCACCAGGAAGCGACGCCUUCUUUGGAUGAGCAGCGACACAUCGCCACAAAGAGGAUGUAUGCAAUAUUCAGUCAAAACUUUACACCCCUUAUAAAGAUCGGUGCAGAGCCAAGGCUGUUCCAAUCGGAAACUGAAGCGUUAUUCAUGUUUGACAGUUCCCUAGCUGUAAAGAUAUCAUUGACCUUCCGAAUGUUCUCAAAUGUCAUCCAAGGCAGUGGCCGUAGUCACCACUACAAGUACAUAGAGCAAGUAGAAAGUGGGAAAAUUGGGGGCUGCUUUGCUUUGACCGAAGUGGCUCAUGGAUCUAACGCUAAAGGCAUGAGGACAACCGCAACUUAUUGUCCUGAAAAGAAACAAUUUAUUAUGCACACACCGGACUUUGAAGCUGCUAAGUUUUGGGUAGGCUCGUUAGGCAAAUGCGCGACACAUGCAAUAGUGUAUGCGAUGUUAAUCUCGAAAGGCAAGAACCACGGCCUGCAUACAUUCGUGGUGCCUAUCAGAGACCCUAAAACCCUGAAGCCAUACCCUGGAGUAACCGUAGGAGACAUUGGAGAGAAGAUUGGUCUUAACGGCAUUGACAACGGUUUUGUGAUGUUCAACAACUACCGUCUCCCUAAGGAGGCGGCGUUGGACAAGAUGGGCGGGGUGGACGACAAUGGAGACUACCAGACCCCUUUUAGAGACCCCAAAAAGAGAUUCGGAGCCUCAUUGGGUAUUCUGUCUGGUGGCAGGGUGCAUAUAACUUCGAUAUCCGCCAACUACCUGCAGAAGGCCAUCGUGAUCGCCAUCAGGUACUCCGCGGUCAGGAGACAGUUUGGACCUGAAAACUCUACUGAAGAAUUGCCAGUACUAGAGUAUCAGCAACAACAAGUCCGCCUGCUGCCGUACUUAGCGACGACGUUCGCGCUGCGCGUGUUCUGCACGUGGUUCGGCGCGGUGCACGUCGCUAUGGCCGUAGACAAUAUCACAGGUAUCUUUACAAUAUCACCUCGCUACACGCCCCCACUGAGGAGCUCGGGGAUCUACCCUUCGUCCGCUCUGGGCGAGCUGCGGAACGACAACGACGCGAACUGCACCUACGAGGGCGAGAACAGCCUGCUGCUGCAGCAGGCCAGCAACUGGCUGCUGCAGCUGUGGCCGCGCAGGGCGCAGCUCGCGCCCGCCGACCACCCCCUCGCCUCCCUGGCCUUCCUGCCCGCCGCAGACCGCACCAUCGCCACCACCUGCCCCUGGACUAAGCUCGAGGAUAUCAUAGAACCAGCCAAUUUAAUAGAGAUGUUUAAAUGGCUGACGGUGUACACAUUGAAGACGACGUAUGAGAAAGUGUCGAGCCUGAAGGGGGCCGGCAGAGACAACUUCCAGGCCAAGAACGAGUCGCAGUCAUACCACGCUACCUCACUCUCUGUUGUCUAUGGAGAGAACUUCAUAUUAAAUAAUUUCUACAAGAGUGCGCUGGAGUUCCACGACGCGGAGUGCAGGAAGGUUCUGCUGCAAAUGGUGGCCUUGUACGGAGCCUUCCUCUUAGAGAAACAUCUCGCCACCUUGUACAUUGGCGGGUACCUGGCGGGGGCGCAGGGCGCGCUGGUGCGCGAGGGCGUGGUGCGGCUGUGCGCGCAGCUGGCCGCCGCCGCGCCCGCGCUCGCCGACACGCUGGCCCCGCCCGACUGGUGCCUCAACUCCGUGCUGGGACACGCGGACGGGGAGGUAUACAAGCACCUGCAGAACAACGUGCUGACGUACCCGGGGGCGGUGGCGCGCCCCGCCUGGUGGCGCGACGUCGUGCACUGGCAGACAUACGCGCCCUCCAAACUGUAACACGCAACGAUAUACACAAAACACUAUUUUACAUACUUAAGAUGUAUUACAUUUAACACACUGCAUAUAAAAUUAUUUUACAUAUUACAUACUCAAGAUGUAUUACAUUUUACACACUGCAGAUAUAAUAAUUUUACAUAUUACAUACUCAAGAUGUAUUACAUUUUACACACUGCAGAUAAAAUUAUUUUACAUAUUACAUACUCAAGAUGUAUUACACUUUACACACUGCAGAUAAAACGAUUUUACAUAUUACAUGCUCUAGAUGUAUUACAUUUACACACUGCAGAUAAAACGAUUUUACAUAUUACAUGCUCUAGAUGUAUUACAUUUACACACUGCAGAUGAAAUGAUUUUACAUAUUACAUACUCAAGAUGUAUACAUAUAGAUGUAUUACAUUUUACACUCUGCAGAUAAAUUCAUUUUAUAUAUUACAUACUCAAGACGUAUUACAUUUACAUAUAGACAUAUUACACAUUCCAGAUAAUGUCCUUAUAUUUUACACACUAAAGAUACGGUACUUAUGCAGUUUACACAGUGAAGAUGAAAUGUUUUAUUUAUAUCUUAAGGAAUAAAUUAUUUUACAUACAACAGACAUAAGUAAUUAAAUUGUAAAACAUACGCAAUACUUUAAGAGAAAUAUGUAGAUAUAAAAUUAUUUUUAAAUAUCAACACUAAGGAGCUUAAAUAAUGUGAUGGGAAAUAUAUUUUUGUAUAUAGAAGUUUUAUAUGAAUCUAUGUUAUUUUUUUAUUAAAAUAUGUUAAACGUUCA
Papilio polytes (common Mormon) is the source of this 3136-nucleotide messenger RNA. It is a transcript of the gene Acox3, whose product is annotated as peroxisomal acyl-coenzyme A oxidase 3-like. Gene Ontology annotation, cellular component: peroxisome. Gene Ontology annotation, molecular function: fatty acid binding; FAD binding; pristanoyl-CoA oxidase activity. The record is from RefSeq and is a predicted model, not a curated record. Bases 348 to 2363 code for a protein of 671 amino acids. Gene Ontology annotation, biological process: fatty acid beta-oxidation using acyl-CoA oxidase; lipid homeostasis. Lineage: Eukaryota; Metazoa; Arthropoda; Insecta; Lepidoptera; Papilionidae. The transcript is spliced from 12 exons.